AUGUCGGUAGAACCCCCUCAGAAGAAGAUAAAGCUAGAACUAAGCGAUCCGGCUGAACCUCUAACUCAGAAUGACGUGAUUUCGUUUCAAAAGGAAGCGCUGUUUAGAUGCUUACAUCAACAUCGAGUAAAUUUCCAAUCUUUGAAAGUUCAAUAUGAUGCCUGUGAGAAGGACCAUUUAGAACUUGUUUCAGUAAUUUCAAGUGCUAUGGGUUGUAUGUUUUCGAUUGUCAAAUUAAUGGAGGCCAGUGAUUUGUAUUCGGAAGAGGACAAGAAACUGUGUAAGGAAAUGUUGAUUGACGAAGAUGAUAUUAACGUUUUCGUUAAAUAUAAGACUCAGUUUAUCAACUUAAUUUCUAAAGCAGUUUCUGGUAAUAACGGAUCUACAUCAAACGCCGAUUUAGGUGUUAAUGUGGAAAGAUUGUUGAAUAAACUAUCUGAAAUGGAGGCCAGCAAAACUGAGUUAUUCUUGAAGAAUAAAACUUUGCAAAGCGAACUAACAUCGCUAAAGAAAUAUUAUGAGAUAUUAAUCAAGAAAUAUGAUAGGGAGGAUUCAGCUACAGUAAGCAGGGUCUUUAACAAGGAUACAUUAAAAUUGGAAGAAGAAAAGGAAAAUUCGGACUCAAAUGAAUUUUUAAAUGACAACAGGAAAGAUAAAAUAAAGGUUCAAGAGGAUGAGCCAUCGACCAAUGCCUUAAAGAAAGACGAUUCCGCUGUUGAUCUAAAAAAUGAAAAGGAAAGCCCACUAGAAUCAAACCAGGAGGAGGAAGAUAAAGAGAAGCAAAAUCUAAAAUAUGAAUUAAAAAUAUCAGAUUUAGAAGCACAAAUUCAGAAGCUACAAAGUACAAUAACUGAAUUGGAAAAGUUUAAAAAUGCUAACGAAGAAAAACUGCUGAACUUAAACGCACAACUCUCAAAUAUUACAUCAAACAAUACCAUUCCAGAAAAUGGAAAUGUAGAAGAUCGAGAUACUCUAUUAAAUAAGAUCCAAUACUUAACUCAAGAGAAUCGAGAAUUAGCAGAAACAAAUGAAGCAUUUUUAAACAAGUUUCAGAAACUAUCAAGCGAACAGGAAAUAUUCAACAACAAGGUGAAAAGCCAAUUUAAAGAAACACAUGAAAACCUAUUGAAAAAUAAUCAAAUAUUAGAAAAGGAUUUAGUAAGGAUAAGAACGGCUCGUGAUGAUUUAUUGAGUAAGAUUGCCAUCCUAGAAAAGGAAACGACAAAAUCCAAAAUGAUAAAGGAUCUACAAACUGCAAAUGAGAUUCUAACAGAACAGUGGAACAGAGUUGAAGAAAGAUCGAAAAGUAUCACUACUGCUACUUCAUCAGAAUCAUUGCUAAAAGAAAUACAAGAUAUGGAAAAGGGAUUCAAAGAGCUAUCAAGUUUAGUGAAUAAAAAAUAUUCUGAGUAUCUUAACCAUGAGUCUGUCAUAUCAAAACUAUCGGUUGAAAAAACUAAAGCUGACCAGAAAUAUUUUGCCGCUAUGAGAUCUAAGGAUUCAAUACUUAUUGAAAACAAAAAUUUACUGAAAAAAUUCAACAAGACUAACGAAUUAAUACUUCAAUACAAAGACACUGAAAAGUUAUUAUUGCAAAAACUUGAAAACAUUAAUACACAGUUAAUUUUCUCCCAAAAUAACGAAAAAAGACUGAUAAGUUCGAAUAAAUCUACUUCAUCCAAGAUAAUCAAUUUGAAUUCCGAAUUAAAUAAUGUGAAGAAGUCCAACUAUCGUCUACAGGAGGAAAAAUUACAACAAACGAACGAGGCAACAAAGGUGAAUUCUAUAUUGAAUAAUUUGGAAAUUGAGAAGAAGAAUCUACAAAUAGAAAACUCCAAUCUGGAAAAGAAAUUUAAUAAAUUAAAGGAAUCUAUUUUCAAUAAGAAUAAAGACUCAAAAUUACAAAAUAACUACACAGGUAUGGAAUCAAACGAGUCACUGGUUGAGGAAUUAGAAAACUUUCGCACUUUAGUGUAUUGUUCUCUAUGCUCCAAGAAUUGGAAAAAUAUGGCGAUCAAAACAUGUGGUCACGUAUUCUGUGAAGAGUGUUGUAAGGAGAGAUUGGCGGCAAGAAUGAGAAAAUGCCCAACUUGUAAUAAUCCAUUUAGUGCCAAUGAUCUGUUACUAGUUCAUUUAUAA
This is a messenger RNA of Naumovozyma castellii, 2139 nucleotides long. RefSeq names its product E3 ubiquitin-protein ligase BRE1 (gene BRE1). Bases 1 to 2139 code for a protein of 712 amino acids. NCBI's taxonomy places the organism in Eukaryota, Fungi, Ascomycota, Saccharomycetes, Saccharomycetales, Saccharomycetaceae. The transcript has a single exon. The record is from RefSeq and is a predicted model, not a curated record.